UUAAUUUUUUUUUCCGUGUACAACAAAAAGGAGAAAUGAAAAGAAAAGAAGUGUUCGUUUUAAAAAAAUGAACAUAAUGGCACAGGUGGCGCUAGUAGUCAUCGUCUACCGAUAAACUAACCUAAUACAUUCCUUUGUCCUCCUCGAUAGUGAAGCUUGAAUCGAAUUAACAACAAUGGCCGUUGUGGUUGGCUGUCAGUGGAAAACUUUCGCAGAUUAUGUACCGAAUGACAGUUCCUUUACGAUCGAUAAUUUUAAUCAGUUUUUCGUAUUAAUCAAUUUGUAAAUAUUACGAGUUAAUAGGAAUUGUGACAGACGAUGAUUAUUUAAUAAACUUAAGAUUCGCGGGUAUCGACUGGUGGAUCAUCAAUGACCAGCUGACAAUGUUUUUUAAUUACCAUAAUUCAUUGUGAUCAUCUGCUACUCGCGGUUAUUCGAAAAUGUUCAAAGCCGAGGAAUCCUCUCGAGGCAGCUUCCUUCAGCAAACUAAAGCAGCGAGAGAAGAAAGAGCUCAUGAAAAGGACAGGGAAGCUGCUGUCACUGUUAUUCAAGCUUAUGUUAGAGGAUGGUUGGCUCGGAUAAGAUUUACCAAAAAGAUUUUAGAGGAAUUCGAUAUCAAUUUUCCUGAUGAUUGUACAAAGCUCGAUGCGAACAUAGAGUUGCAGCUUGCAUUGCAUAUAUACAGGGUUACUUCUAGAUUUUUGAUUAUUUAUAAGAAGGAAAGGGAUCAAGAGCGUAUAGAAAAAUUAUGUAGAUACCUUGUGCAAACUCUACAUUCAGAAUCUCCUAAAUUCUCAUACGUAGGUGUUGCCCUUAACAAGGAUCACUACAUAUCAUGGAUAUUGCAAAUGAAAACUAUUUUAAAUCAUUGUCUCAUUGGCUUGGACAGCCUUAAACCUGAAAUAAGUUCUGACCAUACGUCCAUCCUAUUGAGAUUAUACACAUUAGUUAGUUUUACAUCACCGGCAUCAUGGGCGAUAUUAAAAGUAGAGGGUAUGGAGAAACUGAGACCUGGUAUGAGCCAGUUAUGUGCUAACAUAAUGGGGCAUCUUGUCAAUAAUGGCUUUUAUGCUAUUAUGCAGACGUUACUAGUAAAAGGAUUAGGUAGAGCAGAAGUUUCAUCGAUAUCAGUUGCACUCUCCGCAGCUGUGACAUUAACUUUAAGACCAUUGAUAUCUUCACAAAUGUCAGAUAAAUUAGUAUCGCUAUUUUUAAUUAAUAUUUUUAGUGUCCCUGCUUUAGUUUAUCACUUGAACAUGUUAUGUCCAGAGUGCAUUUCAUCCUUUAUUAUGCACAAUUUAUUUGCGAGAAGUUUGGAAUUAUUAAAUUCGGAACAAAAUUUGAGGAUAGUUUUUAAUGCAUUGGAGGGUAGUUAUGCACUCUGUCUAUUAUCCAAUUUAAUACAAUUAGCCAAUAUCGAAAGAGAAGAAGUCCUGAGAGAUUCGUAUUUUCCUUCUUUUACGUUCGUUGUUACAAAAAUGCUAGAAGCAUGUCAACAGUACGUUGUAGCCAAACAGAGUAACAUAACUCAUUGGCAUCCAAUUCUCGGUUGGUUUGCCCAAUCGGUUGAUACUCCUUUACAAGAAGCUAUUCCUUACGUGACAUCGCAAUUAGCUUGCCUAUGGACCGGCAGAAUUGUUUUACAGUUAAUUGGCCAACCAUUAACUGAACUAGUUGGUAAGGAAUCACCACCGCAGUUGGAACAACAGAGCACAUCUUUAAGUACUAAUAUUUUCCGUCGAGCAUUUUUGGAAGCACGCACAAAUAGAAAUAAUAGCAAUAAAAAUUAUAGAAAAUUAGGGAGUCCUGAAUGUACCAAAAUUGCCCUGAUUUGUUCCAUGUAUCAAACUGCUCUACAUACGCUUACACAAAUGAAACAAGACAUAUUAACAGGGCUUUGUUAUCAAGAUAAAAUUUUGUAUCAUAUGUGGUUAUUUUUGGGAACAUUGGGGCCACACUGUGGCUUAAAAGCGUUUCUGGAUCAUUUAGCAGCGAAUACGAAAUGUACUGCACCAGAAUUUCAAAUGUUGAUAUUAUUUUGUGAUUGUAUGACUCAUUACGUUACCAUAUUAGAUGAUAUGGAGAUGUACGAGCAGCAAGAUCCUUUUAAAUUGUCGGACUUUAUAACAAUGUCAUUUUUUUUAAAUCAAUUUUUAUACAAAGCUGUUCUUAUUAAUCUAUUUGAUGUUACAGAUGUGAAAACAGUGUCUAACAAUCCGUUAUUUACAUCACUACAUACACUUUUAAUGGCUAUUUACCGCCGGGAUUGCAGAAGACCUUUUUGUCCAGAUGGACAUUGGUUGGCGAAGGAGGUACGAGUUUCUGGUUUCUUAGCGGAUUUAGAAAAAAGGAGAGGUGGUGCAGCACUUUUGCUUUCAAAAAUGCCCCACGUUAUACCGCACUCCGAACGAGUGGUUUUAUUUCGAAAACAUGUUGCCAACGAGAAAGCAGUUAUGGGUUUAACUGAGAGUGCUUGUAAUAGCCCACCAACUACGCUAAUAGUUGUUCACAGAACGCGUAUAGUAGAGGAUGGCUAUCGGCAGUUAGCAAUGUUACCUCCUCAAGCUCUGAAAGGUGUAAUCAGAGUACGUUUCGUGAAUGAACAGGGUCUGGCAGAAGCUGGAAUAGAUCAGGAUGGUGUAUUCAAAGAAUUUUUGGAAGAAACGAUUAAAAGAGUUUUUGAUCCGUCUUUGAAUUUGUUUAAAGCUACUAGCGAAAAUCGUCUUUACCCUUCUCCAACGUCCUCGAUGCAGGACAAUCAUUUACAAUUAUUUGAAUUCGUUGGACGAAUGCUAGGCAAGGCUGUUUACGAGGGAAUCGUCGUAGAUGUUCCGUUCGCGUCAUUUUUUGUUUCCCAAUUUUCUGGGCAAGCAGGAGGAACAUUGUAUAAUUGUUUAGACGAGUUAGCUUCGUUGGAUCGUGAUCUCUAUCGUAGUCUAACUUUAGUGAAGCAUUACAAAGGUGAUAUCAGACAAUUAGAGUUGACUUUUUCUUUGGACGAAGAUGUGAUGGGAAAAUUAGUAACUCACGAGUUGAUACCUGGUGGACGUGCCGAGGCAGUUACUAAUCAAAAUAAGAUUCGUUAUAUACAUCGAAUGGCACAUUUUCGUAUGCACACGCAAAUCAAGGAACAAACGGCUGCUUUUAUCAAAGGAUUUUGUUCUAUAAUCAAUCCUGAUUGGUUGUCAUUAUUUUCAACUCCUGAACUGCAAAGAUUAAUAUCGGGUGACAACGUCCCAUUAGAUCUACGCGAUCUACGUAGACACACGCAAUAUUAUGGUGGUUUCCAUGAUAGUCAUAGAGUAGUGUGCUGGUUAUGGGACAUCCUUGAGAAAGAUUUUACGGAGGAAGAAAGAGGCUUAUUUUUAAAGUUCGUCACAAGCUGUUCAAAAUCACCGUUGCUGGGCUUUGCUCAUUUGGAACCACGAUUUUCCAUACGUUGCGUUGAAGUUGGCGAUGACGAGGAUACAGGCGAUACAAUUGGCAGUGUGAUACGAGGAUUUUUUACGAUACGUAAAAAGGAUCCUCAAAUUCGGUUGCCUACUUCUUCAACUUGUUUCAAUUUAUUGAAGCUACCAAAUUACCAGAAAAAAAGUACACUUCGUGAAAAGUUACGUUAUGCUGUUACCAGUAACACCGGUUUCGAACUUUCUUAAUUAAUCUACGAAUUAUUGGUAGUAACAAUCAUCAGGGAACUAACUCGAGACGCGGAGCGAAAAUCGAAAGUGAUCGAGCGGUGCCUAACUGAUUUACCCCAUGUUUCAAUAUAUAACAUGACCUAUAAGUAUCUACAAAAAAUACAUAUAUAUAUAUAUAUAUACAUAUUACAAUUGAAAAUCGAAGAAUGAACGAAAAUGUACAGUAAAACAUAUACACGUAUAUAGUCUUAAGCCUAAUAAGUUGCUAGAAUUAUAACUCCUUUAGAAUAAUUAUUUGCACAAAUAUUUCUUAUGAUAUUUAAGAGAAAAUGAAACAAACAAAAAAUACUAUGAAGAUUUCUUAGUUAAUUUCUAUUUUUGUUCUUUUUUCUUAUUGUUUGCCGAUUGCACAUAUCUUUCCAUUAUUGAUAAGCAACGUAGAAAAAGAAGAGUAAGGGUAGAUAAGCCGACAUGCAAAUCUGGUGCAUAUUAUCUUGCGUUGUUCCUUUAUAAAUCUAUAUAUAUUACGUGUACUAGACUCAUGCGAUAUUUAGUUUAAGCGAUUAUGAUUAAUUACUAUAUGUUUUUUUUUUAUAAUCAACCUAUUGUGUUUCUUCUCGAUUGUGUAUAAUUAGUUGAAAAGCGAUGCGAUUUCUAGGACAAUUCCAGGCGUGAUUCAUGUGUACCUUAUACGAGCUUACAAUUAUUAAUCGUUCGCUUUUUAGUCAAAUGGUAGUAAAAAAUAAUGGCAUUAUUAUGGAAGUGGUUUGCAUAUUCGUAUACAUACAAUAAAUGUUAAUCAUUGAGCAAGUGAGAAAGAAGAUAUAUAUAUAUAUAUAUUAUAUGAACGUAUGAAACAAUUUUGUGAGAAUAAGAGUUUAAGGAGAAUGAGGAAAACAUAAUAUAAAUAAAUAAAAAAAUAAGAAGAGAAGAUAAAAUCUAAAACAAAAAGAAAAGAAAAGAAAAGAAAAGAAAAAAUACGGCAGACGCUCUAUUUUGAAGAGAGCUAUUUUCUCGAUAAAUUUUUGUACAAAUUUUUGAAAAGAAUAUUGCGAAUUAUAUAAAACGCGUUGUGCGGUUUAAUACGAUGGUGUCGUCGUUGUGAAUGAAAUCGGCAAUGUUUUGUACACUGAAUUUCCUAUACGAAUUCUCCUCUCUUUUGUUAUUUCAUUGAGAUUGAUUAGACGCGAUAUUAAUGAAUUUUUUAUGAUACUAUACACAUAUAUACAUACAUACGUACAUAGGACACAGUAUGAUACAUUUCGUAUUUCGAUUUUUUGGAUAAUGGAAUCAAUGGGGGGAGACUUACGUGGGAAGUUCAGUAAGACCAAAGAUAAAAUAUAUAAAUCUAUUUAGCGCUUAGAAAUACGAGUUCUGCGCUUGCAUAUUUUCCUACGUAAUAUCCGUAUCAAAAUAUAUGCAUAUGUAUAUAUAUAUUAUUAUUACUAUUAUUACUAUUAUUACUAUUAUUACUAUUAAUUAUAAUUUAGCAGCAACAUUUUCGAUUUCUCUAUUCACAUUUAAUAUAACGUUGGAAAAA
Polistes canadensis is the source of this 5178-nucleotide messenger RNA. RefSeq names its product ubiquitin-protein ligase E3B. The transcript is spliced from 16 exons. Lineage: Eukaryota; Metazoa; Arthropoda; Insecta; Hymenoptera; Vespidae. Bases 441 to 3656 code for a protein of 1071 amino acids. Gene Ontology annotation, biological process: protein polyubiquitination; ubiquitin-dependent protein catabolic process. The record is from RefSeq and is a predicted model, not a curated record. Gene Ontology annotation, molecular function: ubiquitin protein ligase activity; protein binding.